AUGGCCUGUCACUCAUUUACGCCACUGGUCUUUCUUUACAUUGCUCUAUUUCUCGUGGCUGUUCAGUCCGGUCCAAUAAUUUCCCAAAAACGCGGCAUCUGCGCCACCGAAGAUCCAGACUCGUCUUUCUUAGAUGCCCUUCAACAAGUCAAGGAUGGCGAGUCCCAAUCAUCUCCCAACGCGUCUGAGGCCCGAAAAGCCCCAAUCGAAAUUGAAACUUGGUUCCAUGUUGUCAGCAGCGAGGCUGAAGAGGACCAAGUUACCGAUGAUAUGAUUAAUUACCAGCUUUCCAUCCUUCAGGAUUCGUAUGAAGAUGCUGCCAUCAAGUUCCUUUUACAGGGGGUGACCCGUCAUGUAAAUGACAACUGGGCUCAAGAUGGGGAUGACAUAGCCAUGAAGAAGGCGCUUCGAAGAGGAACCUAUCGAACCCUGAAUGUCUAUUUCCAAACCGAUCUACAAGCGGCCCCUGGGCAGGCCGGCCGAACUACACACCGAGGAGCCAGCGUGGCUAAUGAUUUAUCAUCCAGUGUACUGGGAUUUUGUACAUUGCCUGAUCCAAGUGUGAACGCAACUAGUUCUCGAGAUGACUAUGUCAAGGAUGGGUGCAACAUUCUUGCGAAAACGAUGCCUGGAGGCUCUUUAGACCUAUACAAUCGCGGAGGAACGGCCAUUCACGAAAUCGGGCACUGGAACGGCCUCCUCCAUACUUUCCAGGGAGAAUCUUGCUCAGAUAGCAACCCUGGAGACUACAUUGCGGAUACACCGCAACAAUCCACACCGACAGAUGGAUGCCCAGCCCGCAAAGAUUCAUGUCCUGACUCGCCAGGACUUGAUGCCGUUCACGAUUUCAUGGACUACUCAUCAGAUGUCUGCUAUGAGACCUUCACACCAGGUCAAAUGAAUCGAAUGCGUAACAUGUGGACUACAAUGCGUGAAGGCAAAUGA
This is a messenger RNA of Penicillium angulare, 945 nucleotides long. RefSeq names its product zinc metalloprotease. Bases 1 to 945 code for a protein of 314 amino acids. Gene Ontology annotation, molecular function: metallopeptidase activity. The record is from RefSeq and is a predicted model, not a curated record. The transcript is spliced from 2 exons. NCBI's taxonomy places the organism in Eukaryota, Fungi, Ascomycota, Eurotiomycetes, Eurotiales, Aspergillaceae.